UUCUCGGAAUGCCCCUAAAAUGUGUCCCAUUUUUUGGCAAUUUCUUAACCGCCUUUUUCGUCGCGGGUUUUCUUCCUAUCUGAAGCCCCAGUUCUCCUGAAUUUACAGCGAACGAGUUUGAGUGCGGUUUUUCUGGUCUCUUUUCCCCUUCUCCAUUGCUACUCAGCAUUUUGGUACAUCGAAAUCUUUGGAUUCAGCUUGUUGCAGUUUAAUUAGUUGGGGAAAUUUCUUGGCGAAGGAAUUUCGAAAAGUAGGUCUUUUGAGGGUGGAGGAAAAGAGUGGAAAACGAAGAUGGUAUUUGGGCAAGUUGUAAUCGGUCCGCCUGGUUCAGGAAAGACUACCUACUGUAAUGGCAUGUCUCAAUUUUUGCAACUAAUCGGAAGGAAGGUUGCUGUCAUUAACUUGGAUCCUGCUAACGAUUCAUUACCCUAUGAAUGCGCUGUAAACAUUGAGGAUCUGAUCAAGUUAAGUGAUGUGAUGAUGGAACAUUCUCUUGGUCCCAAUGGAGGCUUGGUUUAUUGCAUGGAUUAUCUGGAGAAAAAUAUAGAUUGGUUGCAAGCUAGAUUGGCACCUCUUUUGAAAGAUCAUUAUCUCCUAUUCGAUUUUCCAGGACAAGUUGAAUUAUUUUCCCUACACUCCAAUGCCAAGAAUGUUAUAAAGAAACUCAUUAAGAAUUUGAAUCUGAGGUUGACUGCAGUGCAUUUAGUUGAUGCUCAUCUUUGCAGUGACCCUGGGAAGUAUGUUAGUGCACUGCUGCUCUCUUUAUCAACCAUGUUGCAUCUGGAUCUCCCACACGUUAAUGUCUUAUCUAAGAUUGAUUUAAUUGAGAACUAUGGAAGGCUAGCUUUUAAUCUUGACUUCUAUACGGAUGUGCAAGACUUAUCAUACCUACAACAUCAUCUUGACCAAGAUCCUCGCUCUGCCAAGUACAGAAAGCUCACUAAGGAGCUUUGUGGUGUAAUUGAAGAUUUUGGUUUAGUCGAUUUUACAACCUUAGAUAUCCAGGAUAAAGAGAGUGUAGGAAAUCUAGUUAAGCUAAUAGACAAGACCAAUGGGUACAUUUUUGCUGGUAUGGAAGCAAGUGCAGUUGAAUUCAGCAAGAUUGCAGUUGGUGCUACGGAUUGGGACUAUUACAGAGUUGCAGCAGUGCAAGAGAAGUACAUGGAUGAUGAAACUCUAAAGUUCGAUGACUGAUGACUAAGAUUAAUAUAGAUUUUCUGCCGAGGAAGUGCACGUAUUGGUGAACUGGUCACAUCUGCAUUCACGUGCAUUGACUGUGCAUAAGUUCCCAAGCGUGGCGGUUGAACUGCAGCAAUGUUUAGUGUCUUAUCUCUUGUGCUGUGCAGCAGCAAAUGUUCUUCUCAGCCAUAGUGCCUGGUAAGAUGGUGAGUGUUAUAAAUGUGCAAAUUCCCUGUCUCUUUAUAGUUUUUAAAAGCAUGUGGUUCGGAGACUACUAUAUUUAGUCACUCGAGUAUGACUGUGUUGUGCUCCAUGGUGUCAAGUUGAACAACUAUUGCCCCAUCUUUUGGCAUCUAUUUAUGAUUUUUCCUCUCUUUUGCUUU
Molecule: messenger RNA, 1562 nt
Organism: Benincasa hispida (wax gourd)
Lineage: Eukaryota; Viridiplantae; Streptophyta; Magnoliopsida; Cucurbitales; Cucurbitaceae
Gene: QQT1
Product: P-loop containing nucleoside triphosphate hydrolases superfamily protein
Cellular component (GO): cytoplasm
Molecular function (GO): GTPase activity
Source: RefSeq, a predicted model, not a curated record